Penicillium maclennaniae is the source of this 1599-nucleotide messenger RNA. RefSeq lists its product as uncharacterized. The record is from RefSeq and is a predicted model, not a curated record. Lineage: Eukaryota; Fungi; Ascomycota; Eurotiomycetes; Eurotiales; Aspergillaceae. The transcript is spliced from 3 exons. Bases 1 to 1599 code for a protein of 532 amino acids.
AUGUCAGCGAAACGCCCCAGACUCGUGUCUCCGGUACAGUACAAUCGCCUGCCCAUCCCAGAAACCGACAUAGAUACCUCCUUCUCCUAUCAUCAAGCAUUUUCUCCCAGGCUUGUACCGAGAACGGAUUCGCAAAAAUGGGGACUCCCCGAGUUCGCUGAAAUACGCGCUGUUCACGCUCUCGAGACUACGCCGGAGAAUGAACGGCUGGUUCGGACUCAUCAUCCCACAUUGCGACUACAUGAUCAAGUUUACGUAUCGCAUCCCCAGUACGGCCCUGAGGUCUGGCUUGUGAACGGCGCGUGUGAAGACAUUGAAGCGGGAGGGCGAUCGUUGCACCCUUAUCCUGAGGACAGGUUGAACCUUCAACCGAUUGGGAGAGUCCUGACUCCACGUUCACCAUGGAAGGAGGAUUAUCUUUUCAAAGAAGGUAUUAACCCAAGAAAGCUCCUGUCCCCCGAGAAGAUUGAUAACUUGCGCGAGCUUUUCCCCGUGGCAGUAGGGGCCCGUCUUUUCGUCAGUGGAUUCCUAGUCGUCCUUUUUAAAUCACUCCAUGAAAUUCAAGCCGUGUAUGAGAGAGACUGGAUCAUGGAAGUUGGGGGUUUGCGAACAAUCUAUGAUGAAUAUAGGCUCGAAGCCAGCGCCGACACCGUCAUGUCCGGCAUGGAAGUUUGCAAAAAACCCGAGAGUCUUCAUGGUCAAGGCUGCUUGGGCCUGAGAAUUCGGAUGACUGAUGGAAAAGAAGCCAUAACGACUGUAACACAUGGCUUUGUGAGAAACCCUCAAUGGUCUCGCAUGACGAUGAUGUUUUCCGACUGGAUCCUGAGAUCCAAGAGCGCUCUUUCAUGCUUCCGCCGUCCACCACCUCAAUCCGACACUUGCGCAAUUGGAGUCGAACGGAGUUCAAACAAGAAUUCUCCGAUUGGGAAAGAGGUUUGGCUAGCGACGGAGAAGAAGAGGAUCGGUGUUAUCUCCCAUACAUUCGACGAUCCAAGUCCAGUUCUUCCGUUUCCGGCUGGCUAUCGGCACGACGUCAGCCUCAUCAUGGACGAUGAUCUACCUCAACUUGUCAGCCCGCCUGGCUAUCCCGCUGUGUCGGGAUGGGCGUCAUACUCCGCUGCGCUCGCUGGGUCCGAUGUCUACGUAACCCGGAUGAACACGGUCGUUGGGAGGUGGCUUCUACUCGAAGGAACCGUUGAUCCUAAUGCAAUUAGAAACGCAACAGUCAUAGGUACCCAGUAUCUAUGGGACCGCACUGCAUAUUCACAGACUGCGUCACUUUUGUGGAAAACGAAGGAACCGUUCAGUCCUGCAGAUGGGUGGUCAGGAUCAGUCCUGUGCCUUGGACGGCCGACAGACGAGUCGAGCCUUGCGGUUGUCUUCCAGAAUUUUCAAGUGCCCUGCACCACGCUCGUGAAUCCCGAAUCCGGUAAAUAUCAACAAGUACCUGUUAAAGGGGGAUUCUUGCUCCCAGAAUCCAUACGGUCUUCCAAAAUUGUCACAAGCAAUGACCAACACCGGGGGCGGGAUUCCGACACGUAUCCGCGCCGCAGCAGAGAACGCGCAAGUUCAGACCGUCGGGUGUUCUCGACCCUUUAA